CACUUUUCCAGUUUCAUCAUGUCCCAAAAGAUUUGUUUAUCGUCCAACGCGCGGGUGGCACGAAAAAUGGAACAUCGUUCAGAACGGGGCCCUGAUGUGAAAUCAGAAGGCUACGAGGGGCAAUAUGAUCGGCCGCAUGCCCUGAUCCCAGCUGAACAUCAAAUUGUACAAGAACUCUGAUCUCAUCAUACUGUUAAGACACUGAUGAGGAACUCAGAAUCCAGAAUACCCAAUGGCGGAAAACCCGACCAAUCCCUUUGCUAAGUCUGGAGGAGUGAAUGCUGGGGUGGGAGGACCAGCCGACACGAAGCCACGGUUUCCACCAGUCACACUUCCAUCUAAAAUUCAAUCACAUAACUCUCACCAUCCUAUAAUGGCACCAGGGCAUGCCAUGGCAUCUGGCAUUGACCCACAAUCCUCCAACACCGGACUGGUCAAUACAAGCCACCUCAUCGCUCCCGCUCAACCCUACCGACAGCCUCAAGACGAAGAAUACCAGCACACUGGCAGCACCAUCCCCGAUCCCAUAGCCGUGUGGGAAAACGGCCGGAGCUUCCAUGGGUACAAGGAGGGCAAGUAUUUCUUCCCCAAUGACGCGAAAGAGCAAGAUCGUCUGGAUCUCCAACACAAACUUUGGACGAUGGCACUGGACAACUCGCUCGGCUGGGCACCUGUCGGCGAUGCGCCAAGCAAUGUAUUGCACGUUGGCACAGGAACGGGGAUCUGGGCUGUAGACUUCGCCGAGGAACAUCCGCUUUCCAAUGUUAUUGGGACGGAUCUCAGCUUGAUACAACCGCCUAACAAGCCGGAGAACUGCCACUUUUUUCUGGACGAUAUCGAGGAGGAAUGGAUAUUUGAAAUGCCGUUUGACAAUGUUCAUCUGCGGUUGAUGGUUUCGUGCUUUAACCGCCCCAAGGAUGUUAUGGCAAAGAUACUGGACCACUUGCGUCCCGGUGGCUGGGUGGAGUAUCACGAUACCGUUUUCGAUCUCAGUUGCGUCGAUGAUACAAUGCAAGGUACGGCGCUGCGGAGAUGGUGCGACUUGAUGAUAGCUGGAGCUGCUAAUUUAGGCCGAAACCUCAACGUGACGAAGCAGUACAAGGAUUGGAUGGUGGAACUGGGCUUUGUCGACAUCAUCGAGAAGAAGGUAGCCUGCCCGGGAAAUUCCUGGCCCGUAGACCCUCACCAGCGAGAGCUAGGCCGCUGGCAGGCCGUAAACACAACUUCUUCCAUACAAGGCAUUUCGCUUAGAGUACUGCAGAAAGGGCUAGGAAUGUCGGUCGACGCUAUCAACGAGCUGUCGAAGCAGGUCCAAGCCGAUGCAUGCAAUAGGAAUAUCCAUUGGUACUGUACUUAGUAAGUUGCGCCGCGCUCACCCGGAGAUGUGAUGGGGGCACCAGCUAAGCUACAGGAACAGUUAUGUUGUGUACGGCAGAAAGC
Molecule: messenger RNA, 1440 nt
Organism: Pseudomassariella vexata
Lineage: Eukaryota; Fungi; Ascomycota; Sordariomycetes; Amphisphaeriales; Pseudomassariaceae
Product: S-adenosyl-L-methionine-dependent methyltransferase
Exons: 2
Coding region: 233-1357 (374 amino acids)
Molecular function (GO): methyltransferase activity
Source: RefSeq, a predicted model, not a curated record